CUUAACUUGGCCUAGCAGACGACGCGAAACUGAUGACGUCAUACACAGGAGGCCAUAAUGGCUGAUGCUUCCAAAAGAGCAAGUUGUGAAGUUCUCUCGACCAGUCAUCAUGCGGUUUGCCAAUGCUUCCUAGGCCCUCUCUUGGCUUAUACGACUACAACGGACUAGCAGAAGACUUGGAUUCCCUUGUGGAUUGCCUCAUGGCUGUCAACAUGGUCAACGGGCUCGGUUUCACCGUAGAAUCCCGGCAAGAUGAGGAAACUCACCUCCUCCUUCGUUCCGCAUCCAAUGUCGUCGCCAUUCACGGAUCUGACGAGACGGCCACGUUGAAUGUGAACGUUGUCGAUGCGAAUCAGAGCAAGCCUGUGACUACCGGGAGUCCGCCGUCCUACCAUGACUAUUUGCGAUGUCAGACCCAAACUUUCCCCAGUGUUAACUCUAGGCCUAACAAGGAGAAAGAGCCUGUGAACCGAAUUCCCAAUUCCUAUGAUUUUGAUCAUCGGUACACGUCAUUUGGGAACGAUUGCGAUCGGAAAGAUGGGAACUGUCGACCAGCCAGUAACAGCAGUGAGGAUCUUGAAGAAAAUUCCUAUUCUCAACCUGUGUCACAAGAGAGUCACUUUGCUUUGAAGGAACUUCUUGCAAGUGCGUUAGACUUCAUCACCGAACUGAAGGAAACUCUGACGGGGAGAGAUAGACAAAUCCAAGCAUUGAAGGCUGAAAAUGAAACACUACGACGGCAGAUUGGACGCCAGGCAAGGAGAUCCAGAGCAAAAGGUGAAAGUGAAGAAGCCAAGAGUACUGUUAGCGAAGGAAAUACACAUUCAUCUGCCCCUACCAAGGUCCGGAAGUCUGUGAUCUCUGCCUCACCAACUCCAGCUACAAGCUCCAGGACACAAUCAGAGAAGUACCAAGAAGAUAAAGAAAGUGCCAAUACAUCAGAAGAUUCCUCAGAACCUCCAUUAACCCGUUCCAGGGAUAGAAAGCCUGUGAAGCAGGAGAAGCAUUCCUCACGGGUGGAGACUUCAGAAGAGACAGAAAGACCAAGUGGCCCUAUGUUGAGGGAUUCCACUCAUAAUCGGCAUUCUGGUGUGAAGCAUGAGGAGAUGAAGCCCCUGUUGACAAGGAAGCACUAUGACAGAGGAGCAUCUCUUAGUGUCCAACGCCUACACAGUCAUACCGACAGGGAAUCGUUACAUCACUCGGAGGAGGGAGUGGUGGAGCUCCCAGGAUGGCAGUCAAAUCCCUUAUCUCGUCUCUUCUGCCUGGAAGGCACAGAGGACUUGAGUGAUGAUGUCUUCACCAAACGUCACAUGAAACCGGAGAAUGAUGAGAAGCGCCGGAAACGGUGGGACAUGCAGCAGCUUCGCGACCAGAAGCAGUAUGAGAAGUUAAAGCAGAAGUAUGAAAAGCAGGAAAGGAAGCAGCGUCGCGACGAAGGAAAAGAAGACGUUCCGCAUUCGUUCUACCCUAGCCCCAAGCGUCUGCGUAUGCUUCACGUUUCCGAUACCGAUGAAAUUCCCGUCUGUGCCUUUGGUGUUCCUCUUCCUGAUCUCUCUGACAAGUAUUUUUCAUUGCCAUGGGGUCCCAAAGCAAACGAGGUUACGAAAAGGGAGAAGGAAGGUGAUGGUGGUCGAAGGCAGCGUCGCAGAUGAGGCGAGUCCAGCCGUCUAGUCCCCCGAUCCGCCGUUCUUGGAUGUGGAUAAAACUGCCUGUGAUCCCAAUCAAUCAACAUUGAUUCCAAUGAGAUCUUCUCUUACAUGAGUUGCUCCCCAAUCCCCAACCCCACCUCUGUUCUGUUUUCUGGUUGUUUGUUGUCUCCAAAGAAGAAUUCUUGUAGCAACAAGAUCUUACCACUUCUUGUCUCAUUUGUUAAAAACUUAGUUUUUUAUUUGUAUGUGCUGACCUGACCUGGAUGGCAUAUGAACCAUGCUUAUGCCACUGUUUGACUGCAUGAAAGUUGAAUGUGACAACAUUUGCAGGCCAUUCUCUUCUUGUUGCUCAUCAUCAUGUGGCAGUUAGUGUUUUGUUGCCCAGUCAGAAAAGGAAUGAAACUUGAUGACAAAAAUUUACAGAACUGUAAGAACAUUUUUGCUAGCUGUUGAGGUAUAAGUUGACUUGAAAAUGUCUAAAGAAUUUUUUUAAGUCUCCUCAAAACUGUAUUUUCAGAAGUCUUUGCUCUAAAUUGCCAUACCUCAACAGAAAACCAAGAAUUUUGAAGGUACUUGCUUUUCGCAUGGAGUUGAUCAAAGUAUAGGGU
Molecule: messenger RNA, 2260 nt
Organism: Darwinula stevensoni
Lineage: Eukaryota; Metazoa; Arthropoda; Ostracoda; Podocopida; Darwinulidae
Source: the annotation of a GenBank genome assembly